Messenger RNA from Bubalus bubalis (water buffalo), 1745 nucleotides. RefSeq names its product KH domain containing 3 like, subcortical maternal complex member (gene KHDC3L). Gene Ontology annotation, molecular function: RNA binding. Gene Ontology annotation, cellular component: apical cortex; protein-containing complex. The transcript is spliced from 3 exons. Lineage: Eukaryota; Metazoa; Chordata; Mammalia; Artiodactyla; Bovidae. The record is from RefSeq and is a predicted model, not a curated record. The coding region runs from base 65 to 1537 and encodes 490 amino acids.
CCAAAGGCCCUAGAAAUGCGGGAGCGCGGGCUGCUCUUGCGCUGUGCGGCGGGCCGACCACAGCAUGGCCUCUCCCAAGCGGUUUCCGACGCUCGUUCAGCUGGAGCAGCGAGAAGGGACGCUCUUCGAGGUGCUUGGUAACCUCACCAAGCGGCCCUACUGGUUUCACUCCGAGUACCUGAAGAGCCCGAAGGCAGUUCACCUGGAGGCCUGGCUGGUGGAAGCGAUCUUCGGCCGGGGUGGAGAACACAUCCCUCACGUCGAGUGUGUGUCGCAGACCCUGCUUCACGUUCAUCAGUGGGACCCGGACGGCGAGGCUGAAAUCUUGAUAUUUGGCCGGCCUUAUUACCAGCAGGAUGUAUCCAAGAUGAUCAUGAACUUGGCUGACUAUCACCGUCAACUCCGGGCGCGAAGCUCUGAGAAGGCUCCUGCCCGGGAGGCGGCCACCCAGCGGUCCCCCGACGCUGUCCAGGAGGCCGGAACCCAGCGGUCCCCCGACGCUGUCCAGGAGGCCGGAACCCAGCGGUCCCCAGACGCAGUCCAGGAGGCCGGGACCCAGCGAUCCCCAGACGAAGUCCAGGAGGCCGGGACCCAGCGAUCCCCUAGCGCAAACCAGCAGGCGGCGAUUCAACUGUCAUCCGGGAAAGCCCGGGAGACGGGGACCCAGCGAUCCCCCAUUGCUGCCCGAGAGGCCGGGACCCAGCGAUCCCCCAUUGCUGCCCGAGAGGCCGGGACCCAGCGAUCCCCCAGCGCAAUCCAGCAGGCGGCGACCCAAUUGUCACCCCAGAAAGUCCAGGAGACUGGGACCCACCGGUCCCCCGGCGCAGCCCGCGAGGCGGCCACCCAGCGGUCCCCCGGCGCAGCCCGCGAGGCGGCCACCCAGCGGUCCCCCGGCGCUGCCCGCGAGGCGGCCACCCAGCGGUCCCCCGGCGCAGCCCGCGAGGCGGCCACCCAGCGGUCCCCCGGCGCAGCCCGCGAGGCGGCCACCCAGCGGUCCCCCGGCGCAGCCCGCGAGGCGGCCACCCAGCGGUCCCCCGGCGCAGCCCGCGAGGCGGCCACCCAGCGGUCCCCCGGCGCAGCCCGCGAGGCGGCCACCCAGCGGUCCCCCGGCGCAGCCCGCGAGGCGGCCACCCAGCGGUCCCCCGGCGCAGCCCGCGAGGCGGCCACCCAGCGGUCCCCCGGCGCAGCCCGCGAGGCGGCCACCCAGCGGUCCCCCGGCGCAGCCCGCGAGGCGGCCACCCAGCGGUCCCCCGGCGCAGCCCGCGAGGCGGCCACCCAGCGGUCCCCCGGCGCAGCCCGCGAGGCGGCCACCCAGCGGUCCCCCGGCGCAGCCCGCGAGGCGGCCACCCAGCGGUCCCCCGGCGCAGCCCGCGAGGCGGCCACCCAGCGGUCCCCCGGCGCAGCCCGCGAGGCGGCCACCCAGCGGUCCCCCGGCGCAGCCCGCGAGGCGGCCACCCAGCGGUCCCCCGGCGCAUCCUGGAAAGCCGGAACCCAGAGCUUCCUCGAAGUUACGCAGGAUCCAGAUACCAGUUUCUGAAGGCGUUCCGCGCUCAGGAGCAAGAGAGCCAGGCAAGGUCCAAGUGAAAGCCCCUCCUGGAAACCUGUUCUCCCAAGUCCCGUUCUACUGCAGCAGCUGAGAAAAGAAUGGUGUGCGUUUAUGAUUUUUGGUUUCCCUGGUCCCCGCCACUCCCUGCUAAAAGUUUGCAAACAUGAAUCUGAAGAGUUCUAAUAAAGAAUCAAAUUUC